AUGACGGUCUUACCUAGUCGAGAAGACCUUACUUCUCGUAUAGUCCCGUCGAUGGCUUUUAGCGAUGGCAGUCCCUCAUCUAUGACCCCCGCUCCUGCAUCGACGUUCGAAGGCGACCCCGCUGUUGGUGCCGAGAAGCGAUUUUCUGUCCGAGGAAAUGCGAUUGUUACUGGUGGUGCCGGAACUCUUGGUCUUCAAGGAUGCAAUGCCCUCCUCGAGCAUGGUCUUCAGGGGCUUAUGAUCUUUGAUAUCAACCUGCAAAUUCCGAGAAGGAGAUCGCUCAACUGCGAGCUAAAUUCCCUGAAACCAAAAUCAAAUACCAAAAAGUCGACAUUACGGACGAAGAAGCUGUCAGUACCGCGGUAG
Messenger RNA from Penicillium manginii, 366 nucleotides. Its product is annotated as oxidoreductase short chain dehydrogenase/reductase family. Bases 1 to 366 code for a protein of 121 amino acids. The record is from RefSeq and is a predicted model, not a curated record. NCBI's taxonomy places the organism in Eukaryota, Fungi, Ascomycota, Eurotiomycetes, Eurotiales, Aspergillaceae. The transcript has a single exon.